Molecule: messenger RNA, 666 nt
Organism: Seminavis robusta
Lineage: Eukaryota; Bacillariophyta; Bacillariophyceae; Naviculales; Naviculaceae
Source: the annotation of a GenBank genome assembly
AUGACAGCGGGGGAUGUUCCCCGCAAGCCUUGGUAUUUGAUUGCUAUGGCUUACGGGCAAGAGGAAGGAGACUACAAGACUGACCAAGGAUCUAAGGGAUGGAAUGCCUUCAAGGAUUAUGGUUCCAAGUUCAUCCAAAGAGUGCAGCGUGCCGGAAGCUGCUUUUUGCAUGCAGCGGCUGUUCUACAGUCCUAUUGCUUGCAGGGAAAUGAAGAACUCCAAGUGGUGGACAUUUCCAAGUUUUUUCGCCAUUCAUUCAGUGCUGAGAAGGUUUCAAAGUACAUCAUUGAAGAAAAGGGUGGUAAUGCAGAGCAAGAGCUGCGGACAAUGAUAGCCGGAAAGAGGAUGUCUUCCAUGAAGUUUGAAAUGGAUUUGAUGGAAAAAAGCAAGGAGGAGUAUCCCAAUGAGCUUUUUGAACAACUCGAGUUGUAUGGACCCGGCCUGAUUCACUACUUUGCCAUUGAGGGAAAGUUCAAAAAUGCUAAUGGGGUUGAUGGUGACGGCAAUGUUCAUCUUGAAUGCUUUGAGGGCACCUUUGCUACGACUGAAAACAUGGAGAGGCAUGCCAUGGAACUUGUUGGAAUGCGCAAAGUGGACGGGGAAUGGAAAUUGUUGCUCCAGAACUGGUGGCCUAACUUGCAGCUCGUUGAAGUGACACCGGAGUAA